GAGAGUGCAGUGUCAGUACGAGGAGAAAUUCAGAGAGACUCCCAAAUACUGGUGUAAGAGCCCAUGUGUGUGGAAGAUGUGACCUUGGAGAACCUUAAAGAGGAUGAUGCUGGAACAUACCAGUGUGGGAUUGGUACAUCAGUCCUCCAAGGAUAUUUUCGUGACCGCACAUUCCCAGUUUUGGUGUCUGUGGAACCAGCCAGCACUGCAACCCUCAGCUUUGAGUGGCUCACCAACUUUCCAGAAUUUUACGUGACCCUGCCUGCCCUCACAUGGAGCACCAUGCCCCUGCAGGAGUCUGCAAGUUCCAGCCAACGUCCUGGCCCAUCACUGGAGAGUCAUCCUAUUGAAGACGAGGCCACAGAGGGAGAGAAGAGGUCCCUGCUCGGCAGCGUCCACUUCCUGCUCCUCAUUCUGCUGAAGGUGCCCCUGUUUCUGAUGAUGCUCAGUGCCGUGUUCUGGGUCAACAGGCCUCAGUGGGCAAUUUGUGGGCACCAGAGUCAGCCUGAUGAAGACAACCUUCAGCCCUCCUUGCCCAUCGAUAUCCUGUCCAGAGACAACACCACUCAGACUAGGAGAGGAAGAACUUCUGGACCCAGACCUGUCUCCUCUCCCCUUAUUGCCAAAAACAAACAAAUCAUUCAAUACUUGAAUGAAGCAAUGAGAUCCAUCACACACACAAGUCGAUGUGUGUGGUGUUUUGCUGGGGAGAAUGGGGGAGGGACGCCCUAG
Molecule: messenger RNA, 732 nt
Organism: Lutra lutra (Eurasian river otter)
Lineage: Eukaryota; Metazoa; Chordata; Mammalia; Carnivora; Mustelidae
Product: CMRF35-like molecule 6
Exons: 5
Coding region: 64-732 (222 amino acids)
Cellular component (GO): plasma membrane
Molecular function (GO): transmembrane signaling receptor activity
Source: RefSeq, a predicted model, not a curated record